Molecule: messenger RNA, 1099 nt
Organism: Cynara cardunculus var. scolymus (artichoke)
Lineage: Eukaryota; Viridiplantae; Streptophyta; Magnoliopsida; Asterales; Asteraceae
Exons: 2
Coding region: 179-994 (271 amino acids)
Source: RefSeq, a predicted model, not a curated record
UUAAAGUAAAACUGAAAAAAGUAAAACGAGAAGCAUAAAAACUCGCCUAUUAACAGAAAAUCCCUUGCAAUUGCAACUGUGUCUUCAUUUCUCGUAUAUUCUCUCUCAUGGUUUUUUGCCGUCACAGAUCUUCCUUCCCAAUCACAGAUUUCCGCUAAUCCGAUUAAACGCCUCUUCCAUGGCUCCACCGCAUAAUCAACCAAAUCACAUACUUCCGUCGUUGCCUUUCUCGCUUUCCACACACCAUCGCCGUCGCCGCUGCUCUAAAGCACAAAUGUGCUUCUUCAACAUUCUUCACAUAAUUUCCGUCUUCCCGGCCGCUGACGUCACGGAUAAGAAAUGUUUCGGUCACGAUGAGGAGAUUUGUGAAAAUAAGGUGUUCGGUGAUGACGACAUCAACAUCAAUUUACGUCCGCCGACAGAGGUUGAGCCUUUUGAGACUCUGGCCACGGCGGACGACUUUGCUGAAAAUUGUGUGCAAGAGAUGAACGAUCGGCGCAAAAACGAAUCCUUUGUUGCGGAGGAAUCAGAGUUAGCGGUUGAGGAGGAGAGAGCGACGGAGCACUCGGAGAUCUCGCAUGUAGGAGACCAAAGCUCGGGAAUCGAUUACAAUGGAGUCUCUGAAGUAGUAGAAGAAGAAAAGCAGAGAGAUGAAGGAUAUCUAGGUUUGUUAAUUGAAGCGGCGCAAUUGAUUCUAGGCGAGGACUCCGAGAAGGCGAAGAAACCGCCGAAGAGCAAACACGUGGAGGCAUCGUCGGCGGCAAGAAGAGGAGCGAAAAGGAAGCAGCAAUGUUGGACGGCGGCAGCGGAGGCGGAAUGGUACGCGGAGUUCGAGGACACAUCUCCGGUUGUGAAAUCAAAGCGAGGAAGAAGCCAAGUGUUGCCGUAUAAAUACCGAGACUCGGUGGUGGAGCCGUUGGUAGGGUGGACGUCCUCGAGUCACCGAUCAAUCGCAAACUCAGCAGCAGUGCCUUCAAAGCGAAGGUCAAAAUAGGAAAUAUCCACACCAACCUCCAAGAAGAAAACCGCAGAAAUUGAUCUGGUGCAUCUCGGUGCACUGCAAUAGUGUUGAUCUUCAGUUAGGAUUGAUGCAAAUGUU